CGCGGUGGCUGCGCUGUCAUGCGCCUGGGUGGCCGCAGGUGGCCGGAUCUUCUAGUACAGUGGUGGUUCCACCCCCGACCCCUCUGGUUUAUCAGGACUUGGGGGAGCUGUAGGGGCCCGAUGGCAGAAACAUUGUCGACAGGAGUCGAGACAGCAGGCGGCUUGAGGGCUCCGACUCAGCAAAACGGAGACGCUGGUAGCGAUGCGAAGGGCGAGCCGCUCCUGGGGCCACCGGAGCCAGCAGGCCCUGUAACCGAACCGACGCCCAGGAGCGGGGAGCAGGCCUCGGCUCCAUCCACCGACCCAGGCAAGCGGAAGAAGCGGCUAGGCGCAACUGGGGAGCGCGUCGUGCCACCCCCGAAGAAGCGGCGCACUGGGGUCAGCUUUGGUGAUGAGCACUUCGCCGAGACCAGUUACUACUUCGAGGGCGGCUUGCGGAAGGUGCGACCCUAUUACUUUGACUUUCGGACCUACUGCAAAGGCCGCUGGGUGGGUCGCAGUUUAAUGCACGUCUUCAGCACUGAGUUCCGAGCCCAGCCGCUGGUCUACUACGAGGCGGCGGUCCAGGCAGGCCGCCUGCACCUCAACGAGAAGCCAGUGCACGACCUCCGCGUAGUGCUCAAGGACAAUGACUUCUUGAGGAACACAGUGCACAGACAUGAGCCACCAGUCACAGCAGAGCCUAUUCACGUGCUAGCUGAGAAUGAAGAUGUGGUAGUUGUAGAUAAGCCUUCCUCUAUUCCUGUCCACCCCUGUGGUCGCUUCCGACACAACACAGUCAUCUUCAUCCUGGGAAAGGAACACCAACUGAAGGAGCUACACCCAUUGCAUCGGCUUGACCGCCUAACCUCAGGGGUGCUCAUGUUUGCCAAGACAGCUGCUGUCUCUGAGAGAAUUCAUGAGCAAGUUCGAGACCGGCAGCUAGAGAAAGAGUACGUGUGCCGAGUAGAAGGGGAGUUCCCUGCCAAUGAGGUGACCUGCAAGGAACCCAUCCUAGUGGUGUCUUACAAGGUAGGAGUGUGCCGUGUGGAUCCUCAGGGAAAGCCCUGUGAGACCCUGUUCCAGAGAUUGAGCUACAAUGGCCACUCCAGCGUGGUACGGUGCUGGCCGCUCACAGGCCGGACCCAUCAGAUUCGAGUUCACCUCCAGUUCCUGGGCCACCCCAUUCUCAAUGACCCCAUCUACAAUUCAAUUGCCUGGGGUCCUUCCCGAGGCCAAGGUGGCCACAUUCCCAAGACAGAUGAGGAGUUGCUCCGGGACCUGGUGGCAGAGCACCAGUCCAAACAGAGCCUGGAUGUGCUGGAUCUCUGCGAGAGUGACCUGUCCCCAAGACUCCCAGUCCCAACUACUGCCCCCUCAGAGUUGGCCAAGGCCAACCUGGAAGAUUUUACAGCUGCUCAGAAAAUGGAUGGAGUAGUUGAGGCAGCCCCUCAGGAUCUGGACACAAUGGCCUUGGUAUCAGAGGAGGCAACUGAAACAGAUACUACGAAUCAAGAGACAGACCCACUCUGUACAGAGUGCCGGCUGGUGCGACAGGAUCCCUUGCCCCAAGACCUUGUGAUGUUCCUGCAUGCCCUCCGCUACACAGGGCCAGACUUUGAGUAUGUUUCACCCAUGCCUGCCUGGGCACAGGAUGAUUGGCAAGGGGACUGAGAGCUGUGGCUGAUGGGAUUGCUUCUUGGAUUGGGACAUGGAUGGGGCAGGGGCUUAGCCCAUGGCCUGAAACACUUUCUUCAGAAAUGAGGGUGGGCUCUAAAGGGAUCUGCUGCUACCCUCCAGCUCCCUCCUUCCCUCUCCCUCUAGCUAGAAUCUGGGUACUUUUUGCUUUGUAAAUAUACCCCUUUUUCUAACACCUUGUGUGUCUGAUUUUUUUUUUACUGUUUGUUUCUUUUUUAAAUCGAGGUAAGGGCCAG
This is a messenger RNA of Fukomys damarensis (Damara mole-rat), 1913 nucleotides long. RefSeq names its product RNA pseudouridine synthase domain containing 2 (gene Rpusd2). Gene Ontology annotation, molecular function: RNA binding; pseudouridine synthase activity. Bases 19 to 1653 code for a protein of 544 amino acids. Gene Ontology annotation, biological process: pseudouridine synthesis. NCBI's taxonomy places the organism in Eukaryota, Metazoa, Chordata, Mammalia, Rodentia, Bathyergidae. The record is from RefSeq and is a predicted model, not a curated record. The transcript is spliced from 3 exons.